Molecule: messenger RNA, 1881 nt
Organism: Trypanosoma rangeli
Lineage: Eukaryota; Euglenozoa; Kinetoplastea; Trypanosomatida; Trypanosomatidae
Exons: 1
Coding region: 1-1881 (626 amino acids)
Molecular function (GO): protein binding
Source: RefSeq, a predicted model, not a curated record
AUGGACUGCUGGACGCGCUCCGUCAAGAGGAACUCGCUGGAGAGUAUUGGUGUUGCGUAUGAUGAGCGUGACACCGGCAGCGGCGAACUGACGAGGUACGUUCAGGUGGCAACGCCCGAAAGGGCCCUGCCGUCUAACCAAGACCGUGACCGGAACAGUUUUACAGACGACUUAACGACAACUGACACAACCGGCUUUACAAGCUUGUCCCGGCAGGUAAGCGGUCUCACCAUGCACCAGCGCAACGGGGGGUCGCUUGGCUUCACGUUCAGUGGAACGCCCGCCGAUGUGGUUUGUUUUCGUUCAUGUAUCUCCUAUCACAUGCAUCGUCCCAGCAGAAAGGUGGUGGCAGCGGAGCAAAGCGGCCCGUUUGCCGCGGAUGUGCUGUGCAUCAUACUACUCUACAUCGCGGUGGAUAUGCGGGAAAUUCUGCAGGUGAGUCAUACUUGUCGGUACUGGCGGUUUUACGCAAACUAUGCGCCACACUGGACGUACUACCGUCGUCUUGACUGGAGCAAACGCAUCAAGGACUUGCCGAAUUACAUCCGCAGGGUGGUGGUGAAGCCAAAGAUCGUUACGCAAGAGGAGUACUUUCGCGAGAGAAGCAAGGUGCAGGCGGAGCAGCGACGCAAUGAGAUUAUGAGCACGGCGCUGCAUGUGCGUUGGUGCGUCGCCGUUGCCGUUCUCUGCGCCGCCGCGUGUGCGACAAACUUUGCCGUGGCGUAUUUCUUAGGCUUCCUCCCGACGGUAUCACGCAGCGAUACCACGCUCGGCGGUGUGAUGUUUGCGCUGAUGGUCACGAUGGUCGUGCUGGAGGUUACUAUUGUGAUUAUUCCCCUGGGUGGGGCCAGGUCACCGUCGGAGAAGCAGAACAUGAUGCGGCUUCUUUCCUGGGGACUGUUCCUGCUUCUUACCGCCUGCAUCUUUGGCACAGUCUCCGCGCUUGCGAUGAGGCGGGUGCAGAGCAGCGGCGAUGUUAUCGACGGCACUGUGCUUGACUUCACCAUGGACUCGGAGUGCUGCGCCAUCGACGUGCACAGCGACCCCUCCUUCGCGCUUCUUCCAGCGCAACUAACUGACAUACGCUGGCGCCCAAUCACAAUGGACGACAGCGAGAGGGUGUUCCGCCCGUACUGUAUUUCACACAACAAUAAUACCAUGUGUUACGUGUUUCUCUACUUUGAUGCAUAUUACGAAUCGAAGGUGUUUAACAACGCCAGCGCCGUAGCGACGAAAGACAUCGGCACACGUACGGCGUUGGGUUUUGACCCUAUUGGUAACGGUACGGGUGGCUGGUGUGCCGCGGUGGAUCGGCCGCAAGUCAUUGCCCUCAUAGAGUCUGUCUACGUUCGAGUCAGGGAGCAGUUGAAUCGGAUUUAUUCGGAUGCGGCGUACACCUCCCCCACCCUUUGUCCCAAUACGACGAGCAGCAUUAGCUACCUAUGUAGCAUGGACCACGCACGUGUGAAGAUGGAAGACACGCCUGGCUCAACGCAAAUGUGGUAUAAAUAUGGACAAUCGUGGCGGAGGUAUUAUAUCCCUCUCUUAACGGAUAUCACUGAGUCGCGAGAAACCUUUAGGGAGGAGCACAAUCACUAUUUACACUACGCCUACAUCUGUUAUAUUAUUGCAUUCAUUCUUUGGUUUGUGAUGUUGAUCGCGCAGUGCUUAGCACAGAGGCAGGCAGUUGUGGUGCUGGGUGUGGCAACCACUGUCACCCUCGCGCUGAUGAACCCCAUCAUAAUGAUACUCGCAGGUGUUCUUUGCGUGAAUAUGUCGGACCGCUAUUUUAUAUGUAAUGCAUCUACGGGUGGGUCGUUGUUGGGUGGCGGUGUGUUUAUUACUGCCUUUCUUGUUGCGAUUUAUGUUUGCUUUUUUUGA